Acanthamoeba castellanii str. Neff is the source of this 1899-nucleotide messenger RNA. RefSeq names its product short chain dehydrogenase/reductase family oxidoreductase. The coding region runs from base 1 to 1899 and encodes 632 amino acids. The record is from RefSeq and is a predicted model, not a curated record. The transcript has 13 exons. NCBI's taxonomy places the organism in Eukaryota, Discosea, Longamoebia, Acanthamoebidae.
AUGGAGAUCGAGGGCGAAGGGGAGGGUUCGCCUCCCGCGCCAACCACGGCUCCGUCCGCGCCGCCACAAGCGCCUGCGAGCUCGGCGCCGCCAUCUCCUGAGGAUUUCGACACGGCACUUCGUGUUUUGAACUACCUCUUGGCCAACAUUCCGGAGGCCAGGAAGGCCAAGUACAUGGCGUUGAGGAUCGCCUGCGGCCAGUUGAUGAAGCCCCUGCGUAAAAGCUCCAAGGAGAAGAGGGAGAGCAAGAAGAACUACAAGCGCAAGCUGCUGGAGAAGGACGAAGAGGUGAUCGAGCAGACGGGGCAGCGACGCAUGCAGAAGAAGCUGCGCAAGACCUUCGGCCAGUACUUCUGUCUGCCUCCGUCUGAAGUGGCGGCCGACGCCCAGGGGCUGGCCGUACCUGCCCUGGCCGGUGCUAUGCCCGCCCUGGCCGCCCCAUCCGCCACGUCCGCGCCGUCUGGCGCCGAAGGCGAGCAACCAAAGGUGACUGUUCAGGAUGUGGAAGACGAGGAAGAGGAAGAGGUCGACGAGGGCGGCGACAGGGAUGCCACCGACUCUGAUUUCAUGGCCAAGGAGCUCAAGAUUGAGCGCACGUGCUACACCUGCAAGGCGCUCUACAGGCGCGUACACUUCUUCUACCACCUGAUGUGCCCCGAUUGCGCCACGUUCAACUACAAGAAGCGCAUCCAGACCGCCGACCUCAAGGGGCGCAUUGCCCUCAUGACCGGCGCGCGAAUCAAGAUCGGCUACAAGGCGGCGCUGGUCCUGCUCCGCUGCGGCGCGCUCGUGAUCGCCACCACGCGCUUCCCCAAGGACGCGGCGCAGCGGUUCGCCCAGGAGAAGGACUUUGCCGAGUGGAAGGACCGGCUGCACAUCUACGGCCUGGACAUGCGGCAACUGCCCGCCGUGGAGCGGUUCUGCGAGCACCUGCUCGCCACCUACCCGCACCUCGACAUGAUCAUCAACAACGCGGCGCAGACCGUGCGCAAGCCGACGGGCUUUUACGCUCAUCUGCUCCCGACGGAGUCGCGCCCGCUGGAGGCCCUGCCCGAGGACAUCGCGUCGACGCUUCGGCAGUCGACCAAGUUCGAGCGCCUCCUGCUCACCUCGUCGCACGGCGGGUCCUCCUCCUCCGUGCCGCUGCCGCUGCCCAGCGCUCAACCGCGAACGACGGCCGAAACGAAGAUCGAUGAGGUCGCCCCCGAGGCGGAGGAGUCCGGCGCUGCGCCGACGACGACCACGACCGAGGCCAGCAACAAGUCGGGCGCCGGCGCGGUGGCCGUCAACAUGGAGCACAUGAGCCACUCCGCAGCGAUGUCGCAGGUGGCCGUGCUCGAGGAGGACACCGUUCACGACCCGACCCUCUUCCCCCCUGGUCUGUAUGACGGCGACCAGCAGCAACUGGACCUUCGCGCCACGAAUUCCUGGAUCAUGCCGCUGGAACACGUGAGCUUGCCCGAGGCGGUCGAGGUGCAGGCGAUCAACGUGCUGGCGCCAUUCAUUCUCAACAGCAAGCUCAAGCCCCUUCUGCUGAAGAGCGGCCGCGACACCUACAUCGUCAACGUGUCCGCCAUGGAGGGCCAGUUCUACCGGAAGCACAAGACGCCGCACCACCCGCACACCAACAUGGCGAAGGCAGCGCUCAACAUGAUGACGCGCACGUCGGCCCCGGCCUACGCAACGGAGAAGAUUUACAUGAACAGCGUCGACACUGGCUGGAUCAACGAUGAGAGUCCGUUCCACAUGGCGUUGGAGAACGAGAAGCGCGGCUUCCGGGCGCCGCUGGACGAGCUCGACGCGGCGAUGCGCGUGUUGGACCCGGUCCUCCACGGCAUCAACUCGGGCCAGGCCGUCUUCGGGGCCUUCCUCAAGGACUACCGCCCCUGUCCCUGGUAA